Onychostoma macrolepis is the source of this 675-nucleotide messenger RNA. RefSeq names its product neurturin (gene nrtn). The record is from RefSeq and is a predicted model, not a curated record. NCBI's taxonomy places the organism in Eukaryota, Metazoa, Chordata, Actinopteri, Cypriniformes, Cyprinidae. Gene Ontology annotation, molecular function: glial cell-derived neurotrophic factor receptor binding; growth factor activity; receptor tyrosine kinase binding.
AUGAAGUUAUGGAAGUUUGCUGCCAUCGGCCUGAUUCUCUGUGGUGCUGCACUUCCCCUGCUCGUCCUUAAAACCUCCCUCUUCCCGAGCCCCGCCCCUCCUCCCCACCGCAGAGCUUCAUCCUCAUCACUUUCACCUCCAUCAUCUUCAUUUACACCAAGCAAUUCAUCGUCCACCAUUGUGGCAGGUGGCCGGCAACGGAGGGCCAGAUCAGCUGACGGAGGAAACUCUCUCGUAUCAGAAUUCAUGAAGAUGUUCCAGAGCUUCACAGAGGGUGAGCUGAAGCAGGUCAUUGGGACACUGGUGGAAAGGAAAGCCCGCAGAGAUAACCAGCAGAGCAAAAGGACUAAACGGGCAAAAAAGCGAUCCAAACCCUGCUCGCUGCAGGAGGUGGAGGUGACGGUCAGCCAGCUGGGGUUGGGAUACGUCAGUGACGAGACUAUAGUCUUCCAUUACUGCAGCGGAAAGUGCACCACUAGCCGCAAAAACUAUGACCUGACGCUGGCAUUCAUGAAGCGCUCGCGGCUGCUAACAAGGGACCAGAAGGACAAAGCACGCCACAGCCCCUGCUGUCGGCCCACCGCAUACGAGGAGGACAUCUCCUUCCUCGAUAACUUCAACAAAUACCACACAAUCCAAGAGUUUUCAGCCAAAGCAUGCAGAUGCGUCUGACAU